Messenger RNA from Octodon degus (degu), 339 nucleotides. Its product is annotated as 60S ribosomal protein L22-like 1. The coding region runs from base 1 to 339 and encodes 112 amino acids. Gene Ontology annotation, cellular component: ribosome. Gene Ontology annotation, molecular function: structural constituent of ribosome; RNA binding. NCBI's taxonomy places the organism in Eukaryota, Metazoa, Chordata, Mammalia, Rodentia, Octodontidae. The transcript has 2 exons. The record is from RefSeq and is a predicted model, not a curated record. Gene Ontology annotation, biological process: cytoplasmic translation.
AUGGUAUCUUUAAAGAAAUCAACAGGCAAUUUAGAAUUUCCAGAGUUCAUGAGCCUUUUUGUCUAUGACCUACAAUGGUUUCUGAGGGAGAAGGUUAAAGUCAAUGGAAAAACUGGAAACCUUGGGAAUGUUGUUCACAUUGAACGUUUCAAGAAUAAGAUCACAGUCGUUUCCGAGAAACAGUUCUCAAAAAGGUAUUUGAAAUAUCUUACCAAGAAGUAUCUUAAAAAGAAUAAUCUUCGUGACUGGCUUCGCGUGGUUGCAUCUGACAAAGAGACUUACGAACUCCAAUACUUCCAGAUUAGUCAAGAUGAAGAUGGAUCAGAGUCUGAGAACUAG